Molecule: messenger RNA, 6451 nt
Organism: Austrofundulus limnaeus
Lineage: Eukaryota; Metazoa; Chordata; Actinopteri; Cyprinodontiformes; Rivulidae
Product: kinesin-like protein KIF26B
Biological process (GO): microtubule-based movement
Molecular function (GO): microtubule binding; microtubule motor activity; ATP binding
Source: RefSeq, a predicted model, not a curated record
UCCUCUUGUCCCUCAGAGCUCAGAGGAGGAGGCGCCCCACUCCUGAGGGGGUCCGGAGCCGACCCACGGUGGAAACAUGUGCCACAGGGCGGACGACGUGUCUCUGGGAGACCGCAUAAGGAUGUCCUUCAGCACGGGGCCGGCGCUGAGCAGCUCCGCUCCGGGCGCUCCGGGCUCCGGGAGGUCCGGCCGGAAAGUUGCGGGCUGUGAGAAGUGCUCCGCGGCUCUUGUUGCUCUGAAGAAGCAGGCUCUGAGUCUGGCUGUGCACCAUCACUUCUCCUGCAAGGAAACCGGCGACCUGUCAGCCUUUCUUCAUGAGAACCUUCGUGUCCACAGUCGUCUCAACACAGAGUCCAAGGACAGAGAAAGGGAGCCUGGUCUGUGUGGGUCUUGUGGCAGCAACCCAAAYCAGCUGAAGCAGGAGGCCAUCCAACUGGCUCUGAGUCGCAGUCACUCAUUUGCUAAACCUCUGUUUGAAGCCAGCCGUAGUGCCGGAACCUUGCUGGGACAAAGUGAAAUGAAGCAUGGAGACAGAGUCUCAGGGGACGUUGGAUAUCAACCUCGUAGUCAAACAUACAGUCUUCAAGUCCCACAGAGCCCCAGGACACCCCAGAGGACUCCUCAAACCCUCAGACGAAGAGGGCCCAAGCCCCCCAACCCUGAUAUGGACCGCUGGGUGGAGGAGCAGCAGCAGCUGGUGGCCUCCAAAUCUGUGUCCAAUGCAGAUGGUGUUAACCUGAAUUCUUACCAUAAGGCUGCAGAUGGUGCCACACUGAGCUGCAGAGACACUGGGACUGUCCAGACGAGCUCCAAGAUCCCUCACAUCUUCAGGGCAGUGACUGUUGCUAACACCACCGCUAUGUCUCUACUGGCCAGGGUCAAAGUCGUGCUGAGGGUGAGCCGACUGCUGUCAGAGAGCCAAGGCCAACCACCUGUUCUCCGGAUCGACCCAUCCAAGAGAAGAGUCACCAUAAUGGAACCUGCCACCAAAAACCUWCCUCGCUCCACACUGACCCUGGGAAGGGAAAGCAAAAGUCUGCUGAAGACCUUCAACUUUGAUGCAGCCUAUUCUCAAGAUUCAGGCCAGGCCGAGGUGUGCGCAGGCAUCCUGUCUGAUGUCAUCCGCUGUGUCCUCAGUGGCAGGGAUGGAUGUAUUUUGGGUUUGGGAUGUGCUGAUGUAGGGUCCUGGUCCAGCAUGGUGGGCAGCAGUGAGAACAUCCAGAAGCUCGGCCUGAUUCCCUGUGCCAUCUCUUGGUUGUAUAGCGCUAUUGAGCGGCGCCGAGAGAGGACCUGGACUGAUCUGACCGUGUCAGUGUCCGCCAUAGAGCUGUGCUGUGGUGAGGAGGAUACUUUGAGGGAUCUGCUGGGGGAAGUYGGCCCCUCGACAGGCAGCGCCCAGGACAGCCCAAAAGCCCAUGUUAGAGUGCAAGAGGACUCUGUCUAUGGGAUACAGAUACGUAACCAUAACCGAGUGAAGGCCCCCACGGCUGAGCGGGCAGCCUCUCUGUUGGACGCAGCCAUCGCAGCUCGUAGACACACAGACUUCGUUACGUACUUGUGUCACAGCUCUAUAAUGUUUUUCACACUUUACAUCCAGCCGCCUCGGACAGAAAGCAAUACUAUUGGAAAAGGUUCAAGAGGGACCACUAAGUUGACUAUGAUAGAUGUGUGUAGUGGUAUGAGGGGUGUAAACAAAAAUAAACCCCCUCAUUCUGAACUGGGCCCCAUUGUCUUGUCUCUUCUGAGUGGACAUAAAUCCAUCCCUAGCAAGGCCAGUAAAUUGUCGCUGCUCCUUCGGGAAUCUGUGGCUCAUUCAAACUGCCACRUUGCUGUGAUCGCUCAGGUUGCCGACUCACUGGCGCAGCUUAACGAGAGCUUCUCUACCAUCCAGCUGGCUUCCCGCAUUCGCAGGACACAAAAGAGGACAAAGCAAUCUGCAUCAUGCUCUCCUUGUGGGAGGAGUUUAACUAAAGAGAAAAGAGGGCCUCAGUCUUUGUCUCUACGAGCAUUUCACUCCACAGAAGAGGUAGAUGUGGAUUUUCGUCCUUUUUGCCUGCGUGGUCAAAUGGAUCGUUCCAGUAGUGAUCAGUCCUGUGACACUGUCAUCCAAAUUAAUUCAGAUGGUUCAGUCCAUUCUAAAGGAGCCCCGGUGCUGACACAACCCAGAUUUCUACCUAUCAUACCUUCUCUGCAUCCCAGUAAAGCUGACUUGGAUGAUCCAGAGUUUACAGCUCUUCUAGAAGAGCUUCUAAGAAUUCCUCAACUUCCUGGAGAAAAAAAGACAGAUGACUCCGUGCAGGGGGACGUUGAAACUCUGAAAGCAGAACAAAAACAGCCAGAGCGAGAUUGUCUCAAAUGUGACACAUUUGCUGAACUUCAAGAACGAUUAGGUUGUAUAGAUGGGAGUGAGAUGACAGUGGAUGUGCUGAAAUCUUCUUUAAAAGGUGCUUCUCUUAAGAAUAAUUUAACCAAACCACAGCAUCAAAAAGAAGCUUCCAAAGCUCAACAAACGGUGAACAUGGGGAUGGGUUGCAGUCAGAUCUGUGUGGGAGAAAAGCAAACCGAUGGUGCAUACCCCGGAGAUAGUAUCCAGAGAGAGGAUUCUGGUCUGUUUGACUGUGAGGAAUGUAGUGCWACUAGUUCCAGCGAGGAAUUGCUGAAUCAAGCUCUAGGACUUAGAACCUGCCGUUCUGAUCUUCCCGACUCUAGACCUGUCAAGUCAGGUAAUAAUAGUUUCCCCUCCAAGCACUUUUCUGCAAACUCUCAGGGAAAGACAGCCACUAGCUCCUCUGCCCUUCAACCUUCAGAAAAACAAGAGAGUCAUGAAGCUUCUAAUUGGCUCAAACCAGACAAAAGAGCUUCCCCAGUGGGCAAAAGCUCCCCCAUAUCUCCUUCACCCACUUGUUCCUCUUCACAGUCCUUGGGUAAAAGUGCCAUAAUUGGAGAUGUCUUACCUAACUGCACCACAGAGGAUAUUAAGGAAAUGAAGGCCACUAUCACAGUGACUGUUCAACAACCACUGGAUCAAACAGGUCAAGACGAACUUGUCUUCUCUAUGGUUGAGGAGGUGACUAUCAGUGGAGCGUAUGACAGAGGGAACACAAGUGGGAACAUUAUUUGCAUCCGAGAGCCUGCACAGCCGCAAGCACAUGGCAAAAGCUCUGCUUGCUCUCAACCGAUCAGGAUUAUCAGUGACGUCAGUGAUGACUCCUCAGCUGCAGCUUCUUCUGUUGUUCAGCCUGUAGGCACAGGUGCCAACAUUGAAAAGAGCCUAAAUAAAUUAAAAGGAGAAAAAGGACUCCUCCCUUCAUUUAUAAAUCCCAUGCUGUUUAAUACAGAUAUGGACUGUGAUUUGGAUGGUGCUAAAGAAAAGGAGACUCCUCAGGAAAAAGGAAAAAGCGUGAAGUCAGAGCUUGAGCUUAAAAGAAAAACUGUCAAAUGUCCAGAAAAGCAAAAUGAAACUUUGGAUUCUGAGUCACACCAUGCUAAAAAGUCAUUUAAGGCAUAUUAUUCAUCUUCUGAUCAAGAUUCUUCUGAAACCGAAGUCUUUAAAGAUAAGGGAUACUGCAAAAAGCCCGGAGAAAACAAAAUGUGUGAAAAGAGAAGGGAAAAUACAGACAAAGGCCACCCUAGAGACUGUGAGCAUGUUUGYACCUCUAACAAUCAAAAGAUCUCAGAGGGGGGAAACAUUGCUUGCAGACAUGUUGGAAACAUCCCUCAGAGAACUGGCACUCCACCUGGUUGCCAAGAAAUCAACCCUGCUUCUUGUGAAACAAGCAAUUUGUCAAGAGGUUGUCAAACCCCCAACCAACAAGGCAACCACUCAAGGGAGGUGACAUCAUCUAACCCAUGGAGCCCAGGGGAGACUCUGGAGAGGAGGCGAGACAGACAGCAGCUGCCUGCACACCACAAUGUUUAUACCUCAUCUUCUUCUCCAAAACUCGCAACAAAAUUCAAAGGUGAUUCUAGCAGCUCUCUAACGAAGGCCUCAGUAUCGGCACUGGCAGCAAAUACAACAGGAAAACAUGACAGUAUAAGCACCAGGCUAAAAUCCCCCACUCAGAACAGUAGCAGRCUUUUCACUACCAAAUUAGAGCAGCUGGCUUGUAGAACUAACUCCCUCGGAAGGACCCCAAGGGACUUCCCUACUCUGGAAAGAGGCAGUAGCAACACCUCCAUGAGCUCUAAGGGAAGCUCCAAAGGAAGCACUGAAGCUGGCUGUAAAGCUAGUUAUAAAGGAAGUUAUGUGGGAGAUUGUACCUUUCCAAGGACCAACAGGAGUCCCAGAAGAAAUCCUCACUCUGACCAUCAUGUCUUUCAUUCUGAAAACUCCGUACCUCAGUCUGGUAAGAACACCCAUUCAAAGCUUUCUGCUGUGGGAAAACUCAAGACAGGAAGUCCCAAAGUUCGUCGACUAUCGUCUUCCAGCAUAAAAAACCUCAGCCAGUUUAACAAAAGCCUGCAACAGUCCCGUAGUGCCAGUCUUUCGCCCGAUUGCAAAACAGUUAGCUUUGAGCGGACCUCCUCCUUCUUUUCCUCUUCCCCUCCUCGAUCUUAUYGCUCCAUUAGCCGGACUCCGAGUCAGAGCUCCACAAGCUCCUCUACAAAGUCUGCCAUUCAGGGCUUUGUCAAUGGGWGUUUUUCAGACCUCCUUAGGGCAAGAUCCUUUAGCCCAACCUCGGCAGGACUGGAUCAAAUGACCCCUCUCCCCUCCCCAUACAGCCAGGUGACCUCUCCUCGUAUGGCCGACGACCUGAACGGACACACCAGUGACACCACCAGUAUUCUGAGUGGAGAUUUGCCUCCAGCCAUGGGGAAGACAUCCCUGCAUUUCUCUAACAGGAGCAGCAUGGUGAGCAGUGGCUACGGCAGCAUGGUGAGGGACAGUGAAGCCACUGGCAGCAGCUUGUCCAACCGAGAAUCCGUCAGUGACCGGAGUGGCUUGCUCCUCAACRUGACUCGCAGCAGCCGAUCAUCCCGCAGGAGAGGGAAUGCAGGUUCUAACCAGCGUCGUCUUUCCCACGAUGCCCCUGUGUCGGUGAAACGCUCGGCCAGCGGUCAGCGGUCUCGCUGGAUGGAUCUGGAAAUUCCGGAGUCCUAUGACAUUAAGGUGUAUGAGAUCGACAACAUGAAGAGGAUGCAGAAAAGAGCAGGGCCCUGUAUCCUUCAGCGCCAAGCUGCAGUUUUUGGAUCAGCAUCAGCAGAAAACCUCAGAGGUCUGAGUCAAAUGCAACAAGCAGWGGAGAGAGGUGGAGCAGGUCAAACACAGCCUCAUACUGGAGCAUGCCAAGUGGAUCCAAGAGUUCGACCUGUGGCAAACUUUCGAGGUGGACUCCCUGGAGCACCUGGAGGCCACUGAGGAGGUGAAUGCUCAGCUGGAGAACAGUGUUAUCACGAUGGUCACCUAAUUUGAUCCUUCCACCAGGCGGCAGAGCAAGAGGAGAAGACAUAUUGAGCAAAAUGCCUUGAAACUAUUUUAAGAUAAAUAUUCAGUAGUCAAUGAAAGAUUUGGUUAAUCCUUUUCUUUUUGAUGUACAGUUUGUUUUUUGUGUCAUAAUAGGGUGAAUAAUUUCAAAUGUGUUUUUGUGUUUUUCAAAUGUGGUUUUAGAUUAGCCAAGUGAAUAAUGUGUGUUUUUUAGCUUUAAAAAGUCUUAUUAAACAUCAAUAACACAUGCACAAGUUUAUUAGCUGAUUUUCAAACAUCCCAACUUGCCCACAAUUAUGUUUCAGCAUCGUGCAAAAAAGUUAAAGCCAUCACUUCAACUGACUGCAGCAUCAAAUGCUAAYGAGUCAGGCAUAGCUAGUGAUAUUUUACUCUUUUUAUUUUCCUGUAAAUCAUGUGCUGAAUAUGAAAACAUUAAGGCUGUGCUGUAAGAUGAUAAAGCAGCGACGCAGUCUGUGUUUUUAAAUUCAGAUUUUCCAGAAUGUCUCCCUUUGGAAAACAGCACAGACAAUAAAAAUACCCUCCAUAAUGGCUGCUGCAUGGGUGUACUCCUGACCUGAGUGAGGAUGUUUUACACCUUUUUUAAAUUUUAUCUUAUACAUUUAUCUCUACAUUUCCACCACCUGAAUAUCCACCUUUUUCACUACUCUGGAUAGUUUUAAAAUAAAGAAUUCUCUACUGCGUUUGCAUCUCCUGUCGACACAGAAGCAAAGAUUUUUGGAGAAUGGAUUUUUAAAAAUGAAAUCCAAAGUGGAGCUUUUUUUWAAAAAAUUGUUUUUAAAUUUAAUUAAGUCAGUUUUUCCUCUACUAGCAUACACUCAAGAUUAGGGCUGGGCCAUCCAGAAAAAAAACAAACAAAAACAAAACAAACAAACAAAAAGAUCAUAAUGUUUUUCCCAUCAAUCAAUCUCGAUUAUUAUCACAAAAAUUUUAUUAACCUAAAAAGUGUGUAAUUAUAAAGUAACUGAAAAACAAGUUAAAUAAAUAGCUGCAGAAAUAAAAAAUGGC